UGAGCGUGCGUCAAGAUUCAGCCUUUGGUUCCUUCUCGGCAAGUUCACCUCUCGAGUUUCGGCAGCCCAAACAUUUCCUGUUUCUGUGCUCACAGGUGUCUCAAAUCUCUUCAGACGAAAAGUCUGAGGAAUAACAUUUGGAAUAAUCUGCGUCCGAGCGGUGUGAUGAUGGAUUCACGGGUUGUUGUCGCUGCUUUGCUGCUUGUCUUCGGUUUGGCGACGGUUUUCGCCCAGUCUACAACACCUAACCACGUGUGCGAGACGAAGAAUGGGACAAGCUGUGAGGAAUGUCUGAAAAAUGUGACGUGUCUCUGGUGCAUCACCACCAAGUCGUGUGUUACAUACCCAGUGAGGACCAUCCUUCCACCCCAUUCACUCUGUCCGCUGAACGAUGCACGCUGGGGCCUCUGCUGGAUGAACUUCCAGACGCUGAUAAUCACCUUGGCAGUGAUCGGAGGAAUCAUCAUCAUCGCCCUUCUGGUUUGCCUGUUCUGCUGCUGCAAGUGUGAGAACUUCGGAUCCAAGAGGUUCGAAGCCAAGAUGCAGAAACAGGCCAAUAAGAUGAAAACCAAGCAGGAAGAAAGGAGGGCAGAAAUGAAACAGAGGCAUGACGAUAUCAGGAAGAAAUAUGGUCUGAGUGGACAAAAUCCAUACUCCAAAUUUGCAUGAGAGGAUCUGAGAUUUACACCACCACCCUUCUGUUUGCCCGCUGACCUCUCAUACAACAAACAUCAGUUAACUCUCUUGUGGUUGUGAGUAAAGGCAUGAUAAUUACUGUAAACUAUGACUAAGAGAAUUUUAGGAAGGUGAAAUCAGUUUUGUAUAGAAAGUCUCGUCUGGCCGAUGAACAGGAAUGUUGUGUUCAAUGUGAUGACCUGAGAGGCUGUAACCAAAGUGUCAGCAUUGUUCUUCAAGACUAUAACGGUCUAUCCUGUGGCUAUAUAGCAUCAGUCUGCUUAUACUAUUUAUUAGGUCUUGUAGAGUUGACUUGUACAGAUAGGAAAAUAAUCCAUUGAAUAAUUCUUUCCUUUUGCUCAAUAAAAAUCUGUUGCAUCUACAAGUUUCAUCUGUUUUGCUCCUCUGAGCUGCUGCUGAUUUAGUGAUAUACGUACGUAGAAAAUAAGAACCUAUUUUUGUAUUUUGUGUGAUUAUUCUCUUGUUUCAAAUGGACUCAUUCCUAUUCUGACAUGUAUAGGAGGCCAUAUUUAUUGUCUUACUGCUAUAUGUUCCACUAACAGAGAAGAUUUUUUCAAGGCAUUAGAUUUGAUCAACAUUAAAUCUUAUCUUCACCCGCAGAAAGUAACCAUUACCUUGAGUUGAAUGUGUUGAUCCUAAAGUUGGAUUGAAGUCUGCCUAAUUCUACAUUUGCCUGUAUAUCCUGUAGAGACACAAGCCAAUAAAAGACUUUGGACUAAUCACGAA
Epinephelus lanceolatus (giant grouper) is the source of this 1422-nucleotide messenger RNA. It is a transcript of the gene pttg1ipa, whose product is annotated as PTTG1 interacting protein a. Gene Ontology annotation, cellular component: nucleus; cytoplasm. The record is from RefSeq and is a predicted model, not a curated record. Gene Ontology annotation, biological process: protein import into nucleus. NCBI's taxonomy places the organism in Eukaryota, Metazoa, Chordata, Actinopteri, Perciformes, Serranidae.